This is a messenger RNA of Saccharomyces mikatae IFO 1815, 3867 nucleotides long. RefSeq lists its product as uncharacterized. Bases 1 to 3867 code for a protein of 1288 amino acids. The record is from RefSeq and is a predicted model, not a curated record. NCBI's taxonomy places the organism in Eukaryota, Fungi, Ascomycota, Saccharomycetes, Saccharomycetales, Saccharomycetaceae. Gene Ontology annotation, molecular function: sequence-specific DNA binding; zinc ion binding; DNA-binding transcription factor activity, RNA polymerase II-specific. Gene Ontology annotation, biological process: DNA-templated transcription; positive regulation of transcription by RNA polymerase II. The transcript has a single exon.
AUGGGCCGUCCAAGGAAAAACGUUAGCCAGGAGAAGAUAAAGCAGCUGAAAAGGGAACUGGAGCUGGCUGGUAACAGAACGGACGUCUUACUGCAGGACAAGAAGGGCCGUUCCAGGUCUUGUCUUCUUUGCAGAAGAAGAAAGCAACGUUGCGACCAUAAACUACCUAGCUGUACCGCUUGCCUGAAAGCAGGCAUUAAGUGCGUGCAGCCUUCCAAGUAUUCUUCAAUUGCAAAUAAUAACAACAAUAGCAACACCCCUACAGCUGGCACUGUAUCCCAUUCACCCUAUCCUAUUAUCAAACAUGAGCUGCAAGACAGCAGUAUUGGCGCUGGCGCUGGCGCUGCCACAUCUCUUAAUGACAUGACCAUAAUAAAACCCAUUUCCGCUAGCGAUAACACUGUUGAUGCUGCCGACGCAAAUGAAUUCAAAAACCCUCUCAAAUCCGCUACGAGGACUCCCAACACGAAGUUCAUGGGGCAAGAUAAAGAUCAGUAUACUAGUUUUUUAGAGAGAAAAGUAAAACGUUUGGAAACUCUAUUGGAUUUGCCAGUGGGAUGCAAUCAGUAUAACUACGAAUUAUCGCAAUACAAGAAGAUAUCUCAGUUGUUCGGUAACAAUGCUUCCGAUUACUCCAGACCAAAUAAUAAUAUGGUUAUACUGCCGCUGCCCUCUCCUUCGAAUAAGUCAAUGGAGAACACAAAGAGCAACGGGAGCAACGUGAAUUCGGCGACGAAAGACACAGCGGCCAAUACAAACAACAUAAACAACAAUCAUGCCAUCUGCCAAUCGGCAAGCCUUUUGAAUGACCCUUUGGAGUCUUUAGAUUUCACUAAAUGCAUCUUCGCCAAAUAUAAUUUGAAGAAGGAGUUUUUGAUGUAUGACCCCAUUUUUGAACUAAAUGAAAAACUGUCCCGUUCCUUUUUGGACACUUUCUUCACCAGAUUACAAUUUAAAUAUCCAAUUUUGGACGAACAGGAAAUCUAUACUUUUUAUGAUCACUACCUCCACAAUAAGAUUCUCAUCCCGCCAUCUUCACCCUCCACAUCUUCCACAGCGAUACCGUCGAAUUCCCAUUCCUACUCUGAAAUAGAAUUCCAUUUCCUCUCUGGUAGAAUGUGGCUCGUCUUCAGCAUUAGCGCCUACUUGCUGAUGACUACGGGUAAGUACAAGGGUUUUCCACCCCACCGAUAUUUCUCUACUGCUAUUCGCCACAUCACUAAGUGUGGUUUGCAUCUGAAUUACGUUCAGCAAAUAGAACUCUUGACUUUGCUGGUUCUCUACAUCAUUAGGACAGAUAGAGAUUCUCUGAUACUGUACGACAUCAUCAAAGAUGUCAUGGGCAUAUCCAAGAAGAAACUUCACUUGAACCAAUGGUAUCCCAACGAUCCAUUUGCAAAUAAGAAACUGCGACUGUUUUGGUGCGUAUACCUUCUAGAAAGAAUGAUCUGUGUUGCCGUGGGGAAGCCGUACACCAUCAAGGAAUCAGAGAUAAAUCUACCGCUUUUCAAUAAUGACUCCUUUUAUACAAAAGGCGUGCAUACAUCAACACCAUCAACCAAUGACCACGGUGUGCAAUUCAUCAAUCAAUCUUUGAAACUGCGAAGAAUUGAAUCACAAUUUGUAGAGACCUUGCAGUUAUUGAAAAACGACUCUAAAUCGGUAAAGCAAUCCAUUGAUCAAUUACCGCUAGUACGAAUUUUUUUUGAAGAUUUGGAAGUUUGGAGGAAGAGUUAUUCUACUCUUGAUGUGAAAAAUUUUGAGAACGAAACUCUUAAACUUUAUUACUAUAGAUCAGUUCGAUUGUUGAUCCAACCGUAUUUGGAAUUUUUCGCCCCAGAGGACAGACUGUUCAGGGAAUGUCAAGCUGCCGCAGGUCAGAUUUGUCAACUAUACAAGAUAUUCCAUCAAAAGACUCUUAAUGGUCAUUCUACCCCAGCGGUACAUACAGUUUUUGUAGCUGGUGUAACUUUGAUUUACUGUAUGUGGUUGGCUAGAAAUUUUGAUGAUCAAAGGAGGAGAAAAUUGGGCGACGCUUCGAAGCAUACUAGACCCUUAAUAAGUGCAAGUCUAUUCUCAACAAUGGACGAUUUGAGAGCUUGCUCUGUUUGCUUAUAUGUUAUGACAGAAAGAUCAAAUUUUGCAAGAACUUUUAGAGACACUUUCGACCAACUGAUGAAUGCUACGGUAGGUAAUUUAAUCGAAAGAUGUGGUCCGGAUUCUUCUGAAUUAAUUUUCAUGGCCAGUAGUGGUACCAAAUCCACUGAAGCAAAGAGCAUCAAUGGCACAAAUAAAACUAUUACUUCGACAGAUCCUCUCCAUGAUUCCACUUCCGCAACCGCAGCGAGUCGACCCAACUCGAGCGACAAAAUGAUCAAUCAUAACGGUGGUAUGCCACCUGCUGUGGCCAGAAUAUUUGGUAAGGGACAAGCUGAGGAACAUGCUGGGUUUGUGGAGAAUUCACAAGUGGAUUUGGCUGAACAAGAAAAAUUCAAGAAGAAGCAAGGUGUUUUAGAAAAGACUUCCGUGCCGAAAAGUUUAGCUCAUUUAUUGACCAAAAUGGAUGAUAGAUCGCCCUUCCCCAAUUCAUCAAUGUCUUAUAUAACAUCAUCAUCGUCAUCAUCAUCCUCUUCAUCGACGUCGUCGUCAUCAUCAUUAUCGUUUCCUUCUUCACAAGAAAAGAACUUGAAAAUGAAUGUAAACAAUAAUAACAAUAAUGAUAAUAGUAGUAAUAAUAACCGCUGUAUUAAUAGCAACGACAACCAAUAUGCUCACAGCAACGUGACAAUGGAAGCUGAUACUGAAAGCUCUAUUCAAGACCAAUAUAUUGUCAAGAAACCAACCACCCAAACAGAGUUUGAUUGGCAAGUAUUUCAACAGCAAGCCUUUCUUCAACAGCAACUGGCUCAACACAAUCUACAAGCGUAUUUGUCGUCCCUAAACCCUGAUACCAUGUCCAAUCGGAGCCCCUCCAAAUCUUCUAGUAUAUCUACCGCAUCUUCUCAUUCAGACCCGAUUCCAAUAACGAUGACUCAAAAUACAACUCCAUAUCCUCAAAGUUCUAGUAUGCUACCACAACAGCAAGCUUCACAAUCACUAAUGCCACAGCAACCCCAGCAGCAUAUUGCAUCACCACAACAUUUCUCUGAAAGUAAUUUCACGAAUCAAUUAAACAGUAGUAUGAGCAACAGGAACCAUUUACAACCUACAAUAUUUUCUAAUUCUUCAAAUGAACAUAAGCAGUUAAGACACAUCGGAGAAUCAAAUUUCAGCACAUCACAAAUAAGAACAGAUUAUAGCUCCAAUGUUAUUUCUUCAAUACCAGCGCCAAUUGCCAAUAAUACAAUUUCUGUGAACGCCAAACAAGCCCGAAAUGGCUCCUCUUCUGGUGACAUACUUUUUAGUAAUGGGGCCCACGAUAUGAUCAACAAUAUCUCAACAUGGACCAAUAACUCCGUUUUAGAUGCUUUAAAUAGCAAAUCCCUACUGCAAACAUUGUUUCCACAGAGUCAAGAUCCAUCAUCUCUUCCCAUGGAUAAAGAACAGCAACCGUCUGAAAUGUGUUCUGAAAAUAGUGUUAACAGUAAUAAUUUUCCACGAACACAAAAUGACCCUUCGUACAACAGAAAUUUGUUCAUGAUGUCCAAUCAAGAAGGUGUACAGUACAAUCUUCAAGAUACAGAAAAGAAUAAACCAAAGAUACAGGUGGAACCUAAUUCUUCCGCCAACGUGCAUUUUGACAAUGUCAUUCCUACUGUAAAUAAAGCAGGUAUUAGGAAAAAACAUUCUAAUUGGGAUAACGUGAUGUCAUCUGGUCCAGUAGAAGACUUUUGGACAAUUAAUGAUGACUAUGGUUUUUUAACGUGA